AGAAGAGCAAAAAUGAUGCAGUGCAGCCGAAUGACGACGACGUUGAAGAUGACGAACCUUCUGCUAGCAGUGGCCUGCGCCGCCGUGCUGAUGGGAUCGGCGACGGCGGACGAGGAGGAGGGGUCCAUGACCGUGGACGAGGUGGUGGAGCUGAUCGAGCCCUUUGGCGACGCCUGCACGCCAAAGCCGUCGAGGGAGAACAUCGUCGAGAUGGUGCUGAACAAGGAGGACGCCAAGCACGAGACCAAGUGCUUCCGCCACUGCAUGCUGGAGCAGUUCGAGCUGAUGCCCGAGGAUCAGUUGCAGUAUAACGAGGACAAGACGGUCGAUAUGAUCAACAUGAUGUUCCCGGAUCGCGAGGACGACGGCAGGCGCAUCGUCAAGACCUGCAACGAGGAGCUAAAGGCCGAGCAGGACAAGUGCGAGGCAGCCCACGGGAUCGCUAUGUGCAUGCUGCGCGAGAUGCGCUCUUCGGGCUUCAAGAUUCCCGAGAUCAAGGAAUGAGGCCAUGGAGCUGCUCGCUGGCCCACCAUUGCAUGUUCUCCCUCCCUUUUUUUUUUGUUAGUGAUUCAGUUCGAUUUAAUUACCAAAGCUAGAGAACUUGGAGUGGUUUCCCAAACUAAUAAAGCGCCCAACCAACAAGUU
Molecule: messenger RNA, 645 nt
Organism: Drosophila melanogaster (fruit fly)
Lineage: Eukaryota; Metazoa; Arthropoda; Insecta; Diptera; Drosophilidae
Gene: Obp19b
Product: Odorant-binding protein 19b
Exons: 3
Coding region: 13-504 (163 amino acids)
Cellular component (GO): extracellular region
Molecular function (GO): odorant binding
Source: RefSeq, marked reviewed